This is a messenger RNA of Anisakis simplex (herring worm), 402 nucleotides long. Lineage: Eukaryota; Metazoa; Nematoda; Chromadorea; Rhabditida; Anisakidae. The record is from the annotation of a GenBank genome assembly.
AUGAAUAUCGCUCGUCGUAUUGGAGCAUUCGAGAAUGGAGAAUUUUUUAGAUUGAAACGUUCACCAGCAAUGAUGCUGGCAAAUGGAACACGUAAACAUCAACAACAAACACUUGAAUCGAUGAGUGCUGCUACUGCUACUGCUAUCGACUCGGCUACAACCACUAGCAGUGCUACUGCUCCUGUUACUGCCCCUACUUCUGUUUCUGCUCCUUGCACUAGUGCCAGCGGUCAUCUAUCGUCACUUCUCACAUCCUCAACAACAUCGUCUUCUUCUGCCAAAGAGGCGUCAAGAUUGGAGUAUAGAUCUUAUGUGCAGUGGUUCGCUUGUGCUGUAUUUUUUUUAAAUCGCACAAGAUCCCAUGGAUUCAUAGUAGCGCUCUUCGAAUGGAUGCUACAAUAG